UUUGGUAAUUACAUAUUACCUCUUGCAGAGUAAAACAAAAGCAUGCGUGGAUACUAGAAACAUGAAGCUCCUUUUACCAUACUUGAAGGGAUGGCCAUACCUCAAUCUUUUUAAAGUGUAUUAUGUUGUUAUUGUUUCGGACAAUCAUGAUUAACUUUAUACCAGAUUCUUCCAUAAUUUGAUAAAUACUAAACCCAAAAAGUAUAAAAAUGUAUUUUAUUGCUUCAAUAAGAGAAUGUUUGCAAUAAUAUUUCAUGAUUCUCCCACUUCUAAUAUGAUAAUUUGAUGUCCGAAAGGGUCCAAUAUUUUAUGUUUUACUCUGUGUUUUUAAUAGUUGAAAAAGUUGUAAAAAUAAAUGUUUGCAAAUUUGAAUUUAUGACAUCCGCAAAUAAAAACCUCAAUGGUGAUUUGUUGUAUCGAAAUUUUUCUUCAAAUUUAAUAGCAUUUAUUUUUCAACUUCAUUAAUUUUCUUUGCAACAAUCAAUUUGCAAUAUUUAUUGAUAUUACUGUUACUUACCGUAGAUAUAGAUUUCAUACCUGAUUUUUGAUUCAAGAUCACACUGUAGUUAUUAAGAUAUAAACUAUAUAUCCUUCAUUUUGGUAUUCUAGAAUUUCACAUGUCAACUAAUUUAAAUUGGUGUAUUUCACCUCAAAAUCAAGAUUUAUUCAAAAUUUUUCUCUGCAUUGGAAAUAUUAACUUUGAAAAUCCAAGGCUCGAAAAAAACUUUCACAAACAAAUUUUAUUGCAGCUGAACUUCUUGAAAUUUCUAUAGGCUAGUACUAUUAAAUAAUUUAUAAGAAUUAUUACUCUAUAUUGUCUGUUUGAAUUUUGGUAUUGCAUAUUUUAUUAGUCACUACUUUUUUUUUAUUAAAAUUUAACACAUGUCGAUUCCAGUUGAUUUGCCACGUAUUUAGAAAGAGCAAAUAAUAUAUAAUACCUGUACAAAAUUUUUAAUAUUUUAGUCAAGUAAUCAGUUUUUCCAAGGCAUUGUGUAUUAUAUUUUAGUUGCCAAUUUCAAAUUAAGCUAUUAAUAAGGUGGCAUUGUUUACCUGCUCCUCUUCAAUAUCUAUGUCACAAAGUUCUCUGUGGCAUACAUUUUGAACUGAAUCUGAGAUGUAAUCAAUCAAUGUGGAAUUCACAAUCACUAGAUGUUUUCCAGAUUAAAUUAAGUUGAAUUGUGCCAAGUAUAAUGUUAUUCGGCAUAGAUCGCAAGUAAUGCACCAUGUUCCUGGCAUUUUAAUUGGUCGCCUAUAACUUUGCUCAGAGAUGAGUCUCAUCCACGUCUGUGCGAGGGUGCCUCACCUUGCUUUGAGUUAUUCAUACUGAAAAACUUUCAGACUUUUUAUCAAUUAUCAUCUCUAUUCAAUAGUUGAAAAGGUAUUUGGUGCUUAAUUUGUUAAAACAUUUUCUUCAAUUUGUAUAAUGCGGUGUUCAUUCCUCACUGUAAAAUGAGUUAAUUUGUAGUAAACUGACUCCUCUUCAUGUUUUAGCAAAUCUUCAUUAAACUGUUUCUUGAUUUAGGUUUAUUUAAAUAUUUUUUUUAGGGUAAUAUGUAAUUAAUGAGUAAAAUUUUGAACUGGUACUAAUGUUGGACAAUUUGAAGCAAAAAAUGUUUUGUGUCUAUUAUGACUAAAAUUUGUGAUUCAAAUUUAAAAGAAAAAACACAAAACAAAGAAGAAAAUACUGAGGUGUGCACUGCAGUAAAACUAUCUAAGUCCAGUCUCGACGAAAAAAAAUCCAGGAGAAUAAAGCGGAAAAAGGCUGUCACAACUCCACCAAAUAGCCUUACCAGGGUUGGUAAAAAGAAAAAACAAACUGCUGGUCAAAAGACCAAUCUCAGUGCUUCCUCUCUGUCUGUACUACAAAAGAAAUUGUCAACCAAUUUUGCUGGUCUUACUCCUUUGCUCAACCGGUCACGUCCGAGUGAUCUUCUUAUUGAAAAUUUUAAAAUCGGAGAUCAGCGACCAAAGGCAAACAAAGAACACAAGAGUCAGUUCACAGCAGUGGUUGCUCCGAUUCCCCAGCCUCGUAGAUUCAUUAAGACAGCAACGAAAAAGUUACAUCUAAUAGAAAAACAGAGAAAAGAAAAACAGAAAGUUGCUGAAAUCUCAUCAUCGAAGACUAAAGAGCUUGAACAUAUAGAAAGAAAUCAUAGCAGUCCGAAUUUAGUGCUAUCAACUUUGUAUGAAAAGUCUGACAUAGGAUUCGAUUCCAGUGUAUUAUCUUGCAGCCAAACCCUUGCUUCAGAAUUUCCAAAUGUUGUUCGAUUCUACAACAAUGAUAUUGCACUUGCACGUAACUGUGCUCGGAAGUUUUCCUCACUGCCCUUAAAUCGUUGGAGAGGACAACAACAUUGCAACACUUUACCAACGCACUCUAAUCAAUCUCCUUUUACUAUUCGUCAAAGUCGUGGUGCAGCACGUGUUCCAUAUUGCAGAAACCCUUUUACAAGCAUAAGUUCUCAUUCUGUAUCAAAUACUUCCCCUACUUUAUUGAAUAUAAGCGGUAAGUUUCAGAAGAGUAAUAAGUCUUUGUCUUCACUGAGGUCUUCGUCAUCAGGGUGGAAUUGUUUGAAAGGUCUGACAACAUCAGACUUAGCGAAUAUAUCGUUCGACGUUGCAGAUAAUAUUGACGUUGCUUCAGAUUCUGCUUCACUGCCAGCAUCUCAUGCUGAUUUAUCAAAGAGUCAAGAUUUCGACAGUCUCGAUUUAAUGUCAUCUUUUGCAAAGGCAAUGAAUGCAAAAAAUAAACAACAUAUGAAAGCCACUAAUCAAAAAGGCUCACAAGCUCAACUUCAAUAUCAUACUGGCCGUCCGCGUCCAAGAAUUGCGAAUAAUUUUUCUUCAAGUUUUAUAUUACCUUAUGGUCUUGGAAACAGAGUGCAGUCUUCACCAGUUACAACUCCAGCAGUUCCUAGCUCUAGUUCAUUUCAUGGGGGACCAUUGGAAAGUCUUCAAUUAAUGAGUGAUAAUCAUCGAAGUGCACAGAGACAACAGUCCCAAUGCAACACUGGCCAAAGACAACAAAGAAAAUAUCUCGAUAGACAAAAAAUGAAAAUGCUUAAACCUCUUGGUGUCAACAAAAAUCAGGGCAACAUCACCAAAUUGUACGACAUCUCUACCUCAGAAUUCUCUGCUGCAAUAUUACCUGAUCCAGGUACAACCUCCUAUCGACUGACUCACGAUGUUUCCUUUGAUGAAGGAUCAAGGUAUCGUACAACAGAUUUCCCUCAUAAUUUAGGGAAAGGAAAAGAAGAUCUCGUAAUCCUAAUAUUAACGGAAUCACGAAUCAAUUCAAUUCAACAGUGUUAGCAAGAACCAAUGAGCAUCUAAUUCUGCCAGUCAAAUGAGACACGAAGGACGUAUCACUGUGAACAACAGAGAACAUAGCAACAACAUGACGAAUACAAGCAAUAAUAACAAUAUUUCUUUCAAGGAAACUGUGCCGUUGUCUUUAAUAAGGAUGGACGAGAGAU
Molecule: messenger RNA, 3476 nt
Organism: Styela clava
Lineage: Eukaryota; Metazoa; Chordata; Ascidiacea; Stolidobranchia; Styelidae
Source: RefSeq, a predicted model, not a curated record